UCCAGAGAUAAACUUGCACUACUAUUGUCAUAUAUUUCAGUGGAGAAGAAGAAAUAGUUAUACUGAGGAAACCAAUAAUGGGAGCAAAGGGUUUCUUAACCAUUCUUUUGGCCAUCGCGUCCAUAACAGGUGCACUUUCGGCCACAUUUACAUUUAAAAACAACUGCCCAUAUACAGUAUGGCCAGGCACAUUGACUGGUGCUGGAUCCCAAUUACCUAAAACUGGGUUUGAGCUUGCGACUGGGGCAUCAUCAUCAGUUGAUGCUCCAGCUGGAUGGUCAGGUCGAUUUUGGGCAAGAACUGAUUGCUCCACUGAUUCUUCUGGAAAGUUCGUAUGUGCAACAGCAGAUUGUGGUUCAGGCAAAGUUGAGUGCAAUGGUGCUGGAGCUAUUCCACCAGCAACCCUACUUGAGUUCACUCUAAACGGACAUGGUGAUAAAGACUUUUAUGACACUAGCCUUGUUGAUGGUUACAAUUUGCCUGCCUCUAUCACUCCACAAGGUGGGUCAGGUAGUUGCAGUUCGACUGCGUGCUCGGGUAACGUAAACUCUGUUUGCCCACCAGAAUUAAGCGUUAUGGGUGCUGCUGGCAAUGUAAUUGCUUGUAAGAGUGCUUGCGAAGCAUUGCGUCAACCUCAAUAUUGUUGUACUGGUGCACACAGUAUUCCUGAGACUUGCCCUCCCACGAAUUACUCGAAGAUCUUUAAAAAGGCUUGUCCUCAAGCUUAUAGUUAUGCGUAUGAUGAUAACACGAGCACAUUUACUUGUGCUUCUGGUGGUAAUUACCUCAUUACCUUCUGUCCCUGAUUAUGAAUUUUAGAGCAUACUCUCUUGAACUUGAAUGAAGGAAUAAGAGAUAUCGUAUGGUUUAUUUGUUCAGGUUUAGUCCUUUUAUCUCUUCUGUUUUAAGUUUUUAUCAACCGAUGUUUCGCUUUA
Messenger RNA from Papaver somniferum (opium poppy), 935 nucleotides. RefSeq names its product thaumatin-like protein 1b. Gene Ontology annotation, biological process: defense response. The record is from RefSeq and is a predicted model, not a curated record. The transcript is spliced from 2 exons. The coding region runs from base 78 to 806 and encodes 242 amino acids. NCBI's taxonomy places the organism in Eukaryota, Viridiplantae, Streptophyta, Magnoliopsida, Ranunculales, Papaveraceae. Gene Ontology annotation, cellular component: extracellular region.